This is a messenger RNA of Pseudovirgaria hyperparasitica, 1025 nucleotides long. Its product is annotated as SURF4-domain-containing protein. The record is from RefSeq and is a predicted model, not a curated record. Gene Ontology annotation, cellular component: endoplasmic reticulum-Golgi intermediate compartment; endoplasmic reticulum; membrane. Lineage: Eukaryota; Fungi; Ascomycota; Dothideomycetes; Acrospermales; Acrospermaceae. The transcript has 5 exons. Gene Ontology annotation, biological process: Golgi organization. Bases 83 to 994 code for a protein of 303 amino acids.
UGUUUAAGCCCGCACUGUCAACUAACACUCCAUUUUGCCUUUUCACUUUCCUCCUCCGCUCAUCAGCAUCUACUCCAAGACCAUGGCGCAAAUACGGGGCACCGCAGGCUAUCACCUGGGCAAUCAGAGUCCGUUCGGUGGACCAAGCAGGACUGACGCAACCGACGACCCCAGCCCGCUGGCUGCUAUUCGCGAGCAGACCAGCAAGAUUGAAGACUGGCUAGACACUUUCUCGGAUCCCAUCAAACCAUACCUGCCAGCAAUUGGCCGAUUCCUGAUUGUAGUAACAUUCUUAGAAGAUGCUCUGCGCAUCAUCACGCAAUGGAACGACCAACUGAUUUACUUGAAAGACUACCGAAAGAUCUGGUCCGGCGUUACACACUUGUUCCUCAUCAUAAACGUUAUCGCAAUGACAUCUUGCUCGAUCCUCAUCAUUGGAAGAAAAUACUCGGAAUACGCGGUCGGAGGUUUGAUUGGUGUGGUGAUCCUCCAAGGCAUCGGCUACGGUCUCGUGUUCGACCUAAAUUUCUUUCUACGAAACCUGUCGGUGAUGGGCGGUCUUCUCAUGGUGCUCUCCGACUCCUGGGUGCGCAAGCGAUUUGCCCCGGCCGGUCUUCCUACGCUCGACGAAAAGGACCGCAAGAUGUACUUCCAGCUCGCUGGACGUGUCCUUCUGAUCUUCCUCUUCAUUGGCUUUGUGUUCCGAGGUGAUUGGAGCAUCUGGCGAAUUACCGUGAGCCUUCUUGGUUUUGUUGCCUGUGUCAUGGUUGUGGUCGGUUUCAAGGCGAAAUGGAGCGCGAUCAUGCUGGUUUUGAUCCUUAGCAUCUUCAACCUGAUUGUGAACAACUUCUGGACCCUUCACCCACAUCACCCCCACAAGGACUUUGCGAAGUACGAUUUUUUCCAGAUCCUGUCUAUCGUGGGCGGUCUUCUUCUCCUCGUGAAUAUGGGACCCGGUCAAUUCAGUGUGGACGAGAAAAAGAAGGUUUACUAGAUGUAAAGAGGCGCAGAAGGAUACAUGCGGA